AUGUUUAUAGCACGAUCAGAAUACGACCGAGGGAUCAACACCUUCUCGCCAGAAGGUCGUCUAUUCCAGGUUGAAUAUUCGUUAGAGGCUAUCAAGCUCGGGUCAACAGCAAUUGGUGUUGCGACAUCACAUGGCGUCCUUCUCGGUGUCGAAAAACGCGUUACAUCACCCUUGCUCGUCUCGUCCAGCAUAGAAAAGAUUGUGGAGAUCGAUAGACACGUUGGCUGCGCUAUGUCGGGUCUUCAGGCUGAUGCACGGAGUAUGAUUGAACAUGCUCGCGUGGAGUCACAAAACCAUGCCUUCAACUUCAACGAAAAACUCGGAGUCGAGAGCUGUACGCAAGCCAUCUGCGAUCUAGCGUUGAGGUUCGGUGAAGGAGCACAGGGAGAAGAAUCAAUAAUGAGUCGCCCAUUUGGUGUUGCCCUCUUGAUAGCGGGGUGGGAUGAGGACCAAGGGCCGCAGCUGUAUCACGCAGAACCCUCGGGCACGUUCUACCGCUACGACGCAAAGGCCAUCGGAUCCGGUAGCGAGGGAGCCCAAGCAGAGCUACAAUCAGAAUACCACCGAUCUCUGACUUUGGAGGAAGCCGAGACACUGGUUUUGAAGACACUGAAACAGGUUAUGGAGGAGAAGCUGGAUUCAAAGAACGUACAACUGGCCAGUGUCACCCGUGAGAACGGAUUUCGGAUCUACAGUGACGACGAAAUGAGCGCCGUGGUCGCCAGACUCGAGGGAGAUUAG
This is a messenger RNA of Fonsecaea monophora, 741 nucleotides long. RefSeq names its product proteasome subunit alpha type-5. Lineage: Eukaryota; Fungi; Ascomycota; Eurotiomycetes; Chaetothyriales; Herpotrichiellaceae. Gene Ontology annotation, cellular component: proteasome core complex, alpha-subunit complex; nucleus; proteasome core complex. The record is from RefSeq and is a predicted model, not a curated record. The transcript has 4 exons. Gene Ontology annotation, biological process: proteasome-mediated ubiquitin-dependent protein catabolic process. Bases 1 to 741 code for a protein of 246 amino acids.